This is a messenger RNA of Triplophysa dalaica, 1701 nucleotides long. RefSeq lists its product as uncharacterized. The transcript has a single exon. The record is from RefSeq and is a predicted model, not a curated record. Lineage: Eukaryota; Metazoa; Chordata; Actinopteri; Cypriniformes; Nemacheilidae. Bases 223 to 1068 code for a protein of 281 amino acids.
GCGGAUGCGGUGUUGCGAUGUCACACUCCAGGAGCUGCUCGAGAAUUCGAACACAGGAGUCACAAGCAUAAAUGCAUUUGUGAACUUUCCAUCAAGACAAUAAAAAGUGAAAUAAACUAUAUAUGAAAAGGCUAAUAUCAGAGUGAGGACUCAGUUCCUCAAAAUUUCUUAUACAAAGAAAUAGCAGAUAUUGACGUUUAUUACUAAAUACUGGGCAACAGGAUGCCAGCCAAGACUCCUAUAUACUUAAAGACGACUACACCAAAGCGCGGAAAGAAGCUGAAAAUACGAGACAUGCUAUCAGGUGAAAUGAUAAGCCCACCUUUAGGCGACCUGCGCCACAGUGCCCACGUCGGGCCUGAAGGAGAGGGUGACAUGUUUGGUGAUGUGGGAUUUUUGCAAGGUAAGCUUGAUAUGCUUCCUGCCCUCAGCCAGUCUCCUAACUCUCAUUCACACAACAUAGAAAGGAGGUUGGAUGAGAUCUUUGACGUGAACAGCAAAAGUCACGCUUAUCAUCGCAGUAGUAAUUCCCUCCACAAUUCUCUUCUCAAAACCACCAUCUCUAUGCCAGUGUUCAUUGACCCCGAGCAACCUCCUCCUAAACCACCACGUCUGCAUUUAGAUGAGCACUCAUCACCUGUUCACCCAAAUCAUCAUCAUCACUACACUCCACAAGAGCAUCAGCAGCACCGUUCCAUGUCUGUGUGUGAGGAAGGGGUUGUACACUCUAGGAAUCCCUGCCAUGAGUUUACUCUGUCUGCUUCAAUCCCAGUCCUUCCACACUUGGUGCCUUCCUCGGGCUCUUUGUCUGAGGCAUCCUCAGAUGAUUCCAUCUCGGAGGGCUGUGGUCCACCGGACCCAAAGCGAGGCUUGAGUUUGGACUCGGAUGCUGGGCUCAGUAAUGAGGACCUGCGGAGCGAAAACUGCGAGUCUUCUGCCGUCUCACCUUCCAUGUCACGUUCUGAAUCCCUAAUGGGUUUGGACCUGGAUCUGGGACCAUCAAUUUUGGAGGAUGUUCUUAGGAUCAUGGACCGUUAUAAGAGUGUGGAGGAGAGACAUGAGAUAUGAGCUGAUCAUCUUUUUAUGGCUGUUUCAGAGGACAAUGUAGAAAUUGGGAUGACUGCUUGACUGUGGCACAUUUCCAGCCAUAAAUAAUUAUAGCAAAUUGUCUCUCUUCGGCAAUUUUUGUUACAUUUUGCAACUCUAUGACAAUGAUGCUGUUUUUAUGCGGUCAUAGUACAAACAAGAUCCUACAUGACAGGAAGAGUUUUAAUAUGUCUUGCUACUAUAAUGCAUUCUGACCUAACUGGAAACGAAAUAUUCGAACACUAACAACAGGUUAAUUUUGUGUGUUUGCUCUGUACUUGUAAACUGUCAUAUACAGGGAAAGGAAUAUUGGCUACAUAGUUGCAAGUUUUGCACAAAGUUUGAAAUGCAUAAAUUGUAAUAGAUUUAGGAGCGAGUUUGUUAAAAUAUGGCCAAUUAUUGUUACAGUUUCAUAUGAGUUCACAUUUUAUGCUGAAAUGUAAAACACAUUAAUCUGUAUACCCCCUGAUCUGUGAAAAUCUCUUUUGCUGCCUUCUUGAGUACAAAACAAUCUGCGUAAAAGUGUAUUUUUAUUGAUAUUAUAUUACAGUAUAUGUUACUGUAUUGCAAUAUAUGAAAUAAACAUCCAUGUAAAUAAAAUCUUAAACAAAUUCA